UCAGUCUCGUUCAGCUCAGAUGAAGCUGAGAUGAAUUUGUUUUGCUGAACAAAGUCUGGAUAACCAAGGCUCUGCAAACUAAAGGCAACAAAAGUUUGGGGAUUUUAACUGAGAAAAGGUGAAGCCCUCCUACAGGGGGACCACACCUGGGCGACCAUGCUGGGACAGAGUGUGCGUCUGCAGCCGGUUCCCAUCCAGAGCCUGUCGGAGCUGGAGCGCGCCCGGCUGCAGGAAGUGGCGCUGUACCACCUGGAGGAGAGAGACCUGGACUGUAAGAUCAACAUUCCCAGAGAAAUACGCAAACGAAGAAAGUCCCUCCGCAGACGGUUUGACUCCUUCUCAAAGGAGAAGAAAGAGCGAGAAAAUGCCCCCAAAGCAUUCGGCAUCCCGCUCUCCCAGGCCAUCGCCAACGACCAGGCGUACAAGCGGCGUCAGGACGCCCUGAAGGAGAGCAGGCGCGACUGCCUGGACCUGGAGGCCAGCGUCCUGCGCUUCAGGGCCGAGAAGAGGCAGUUCUUCAACGGGAGCAAACCUCUGGGCAGCUCCUCGUCCAUCACAGGCGGAGUCCCCGGGUCCCCUUCCGCCAACUCGGUGGCUCCGGCGCCGGUGUACGACACGCAGAGCAAAGCGGCGUCACCGACAAUUAUGGACAACGCCAGCCGAGGGCAAAGGAGGGGCGGGCUGUCGGUGGACUGCCUCUCUGACCUCGUAGAGAGUCAGUCUCGCUUGCUGGAGGCGCUGCAGCUGUCCCACCCGGCCGAACUGGAGUUGAAGAAAUCGCCGUCCGAAGGGAGGACCCAGUCCAAGCUGAGCCUCAACCCCAUCUACAGGCAGGUGCCUCGGGUGGUGGAGAGGUGCUGCAGCCACAUCGAGACCUAUGGGCUCCAGACUGUCGGCAUCUUCCGAGUCGGGAGCUCCAAGAAGAGAGUUAGACAGCUGCGUGAAGACUUCGACAUGGGGGUGGACGUCCAGCUGGACGAGGAGCACAGCGUGCACGACGUGGCGGCGCUGCUCAAGGAGUUCCUGCGCGACAUGCCGGACCCUCUGCUGCCCCAGGAGCUCUACCCCGCCUUCCUGCACGCUAACCUGCUGAGAGGAGCAGACCAGCUGCAGUUCCUCCAGCACCUCCUGUAUCUGCUCCCUCCCUGCAACUGCGACACGCUGCUGCGCCUCCUGUCCAUGCUGCAGACCGUGCAGAGCUACGCCCAGGACACCGUAGGGACCAAUGACGAGGAGAUUCCCGGUAACAAGAUGACGGCGGCCAACCUGGCCGUGAUCUUCGGGCCGAACCUACUCCAGAGGGAGGGAGGCGGAGACAUGAGUCCUCAGGCGAUGGGCAUCGAGGACAGCACGGCCAUCAUCAGCAUCACUCUGGUGCUCAUACAGAACUACAGGAGGCUCUUCACGGUGUCUGCAGAGCUUCAGCAGGAAGUCUUGAUGAGUCUGAUCCAGACCGACCCGGAUGUCAUCGAUUAUCUCCUGCGGAGGAAACUCAGUGGCAGCCACCUGACGGUAGAGGGCAGCAGCGAGUCCGGGGGUCGCCGGGACACAGGGGCCUCUUUGGACUCCGUGGGGGCCUCAAGCGGAAGUUUGUCUCCUCUUGAGCCGCCGUCGCCGCUUUUCCCUCCGGAUGGGAGCGGCGGUGAGGGCAGCCUGACCAGCGAGGUCUUCCUCAACGUCCUCAAACUGAACCAGACCAGAAACCGGCCAGAAGGGAGAUUCGGUGAGGCGCGCUCCGCCAAGUCCAUCCGCCACAUGCGACAGUUCCACUCCCACCACAACCUGCUCAGCCUGUCCCAGCCGUCCACCUUGUCCAAGAUGCACAGUCAGGAUGGAGACCCCCAGGACCGGCGGGGUGGCCCGCGGGGCGCCGCCAUGAGCUUCACUCUGGGCAGCGUCGGCGUCAGUGGAGGAAGCUGCUCCAGUCUGAGCGGCUCCACCGAGAACAGCAUCUGGGUGAGGCAGAUGCAGCAGGACGAGGGCAAAUCGUCAUCGGCCGCCAACUUCUGGGACUUUUUUACUGGAAAAAGCUCGAGCUCCGAGACGGUGGUAUGACUAAGGGGAGGGAGGGGACGGGGAGGAGCUUAGAGGGACAACUGGACGAGCUUUGACGUCGAUGCUGUCU
This is a messenger RNA of Poecilia latipinna (sailfin molly), 2125 nucleotides long. RefSeq names its product rho GTPase-activating protein 6-like. Gene Ontology annotation, biological process: signal transduction. The coding region runs from base 157 to 2055 and encodes 632 amino acids. Lineage: Eukaryota; Metazoa; Chordata; Actinopteri; Cyprinodontiformes; Poeciliidae. The record is from RefSeq and is a predicted model, not a curated record. The transcript has 12 exons.